Euleptes europaea (tarantolino) is the source of this 1174-nucleotide messenger RNA. RefSeq names its product ankyrin repeat domain-containing protein 40-like. The transcript has 6 exons. Lineage: Eukaryota; Metazoa; Chordata; Lepidosauria; Squamata; Sphaerodactylidae. The record is from RefSeq and is a predicted model, not a curated record. Gene Ontology annotation, molecular function: protein binding. The coding region runs from base 1 to 1095 and encodes 364 amino acids.
AUGACCACCGCGAUGGAAGAAAAAGAACUCCAGGAGAGACUGAGGGAAGCCGCCGCUCUGGGGGAUGUUGAAGAAGUUGAGCGGCUGGUGGGAUUUGGAGUGAAUGUGAACUCCCAGAAUGAAAUCAAUGGCUGGACUUGCUUGCAUUGGGCAUGCAAACGCAACCACGCUCAAGUGGUAUCAUACCUUCUCAGUGCUGGCGCCGAUAAGGAAAUUCUCACAGUUAAAGAAGAAAGACCAGCCCACUUGACAUCCAAGAGGGAAAUCAAGGAGAUGCUGGGAGCAGAAGACGCUGAUGAACUGCUGAAUGUGAAGAAAGACUCCGCCUUGCCCAUUCUCCCUAAUUAUUUGGCUAACCCGCCUUUCCCUUAUGUGUAUAACUCCAUGAGCAGCAGCACUACCAGCAUCUCCUCUUCCUCUUUGAAUGGGACACUUUCCCCUUCUUCAGAACAGCACAACGAGGAUUGUCCCGUGUCUUUACCUCAAGUCCAGGCGCCUGGCACUGCCGUGUUACAACACGAGAAGUCUUCUCCUGCUGGGUCUGAGGGGGACUUGUCUAGAGCUUCCCCUGCAGAAUGCCCAGAGCCUGUAGUCCAGAAUGGUCACGUUCCCCAAAUUCCUGUUCCUCCAAGUAGGACUCUCUCUGCUCCAGCUGCACCCAAACAGCCUGAAGCUCAGCCACAGAAUGGUUGUUGUGCCAGACCUGUUCCAGCGUUUCAGCCCUUUUUCUUCACUGGAACGUUUCCCUUCAGUAGCAUGCAAGAACUGGUGCUUAAGGUCAGAAUUCAAAACCGUACUCUUACAGAGAAUGACUUCAUUGAGAUUGAACUGGACCGACAGGAACUGACUUACAAUGAACUGCUCCGAGUGAGCUGCUGCGAACUGGGGGUGAAUCCAGAACACGUGGAGAAAAUUAGGAAGCUUCCCAAUACAGUAUUAAGGAAGGACAAAGACAUCGCAAGACUUCAGGACUUCCAAGAACUGGAGCUGGUUCUAAUGAUGAGCGAGAACAACAACUUUCUGUUCAGAAACGGUGCCCCGACGUUGACGGAAAGGCCUUGCUAUAAUAAGAAAGCAUCCAAGCUGACUUACUAAGUGUUUAAAUGAAAAACCUGUCACUAGUAUUGAACUGAUAAACCUAGGAUUUUGUAAGGGCUAAUAACCUCAAAUUCUA